This is a messenger RNA of Acanthochromis polyacanthus (spiny chromis), 3267 nucleotides long. Its product is annotated as NLR family CARD domain-containing protein 3-like. The transcript is spliced from 8 exons. The coding region runs from base 391 to 3267 and encodes 958 amino acids. Lineage: Eukaryota; Metazoa; Chordata; Actinopteri; Pomacentridae. Gene Ontology annotation, molecular function: protein binding. The record is from RefSeq and is a predicted model, not a curated record.
UGUAACUUCAGUAAUGUUGCUGUUUGUUUCUGCUCUGUCAUGUUUCUACAUGUUCACUUCUUAUUUCAGCACAAACUGUGGAUGACUGCUGUUUAAACAUGGAUCAAUAUGAUUAUUAGCUUAUUGAUUGACUGCAAUCAGUCAAUAUUUCUCUGAGAUUAUUGAUGGACUUGAGUCAGUUUGAUGAGCUGCUGAUGUUUCUUUGUUGUUUUGUCUUUCUGACUUUGGGUUUGUGGGUGAGUCUCUGCAGCUCCAUGACUCCAUCUGCUGGACUGAUAGUAGAAGUGCAGCAGCUGAUCUUCUCCAGGAGGAUCUGAGUGGAUGAAUGAUGUUUGUUUCCUGUGCAGGUGAAGGUAGAAAGUGUGUGUGAGCUGCUGUGAGUUGAGCAUCAUGGAUGAGUGUGAGGACAGAGAGGAGGGAGUCCCUCCCUCUAAAAGCUCUCUGUGUGGGGAACAGGAGAACCAGAGCAAAGCUCAGAGGAAUCCACCUGGACCUAGAUCUGCAUCCAGCUGUGUGUCCUUCAAGAGUGACCGGUCUAAGGGUCUUUCUCUUUAUUUCAAAAGAGGACCACGUCCUGCUGCAGAGAGAGUGGAGCAGCAGAACUCAGAGGUUCCCAGAGCUCAGUCUGUCCAGCAGCAUCACCUGGACUCCAUAUUCAUGCUGCUGGAGGACAACAUGGUGACUUUUGUGAAGAAGGAGCUGAAGAAGAUGCAGAAGCUUGUGAGUCCAGAUUACCCAGAAUGCUCCUCAGAGAGUCAGAGGGAGGAUGAGGAGGAGUUGGAGGGUGAUGAUGAAGAUGAGAGGAGCAGCAGAGAGAUGUUUGAGCAGAUCACAGUGUUGUUCCUGAGGAGGAUGAAGCAGGAGAAGCUGGCUGACCGUCUGCAGAGCAAACUUGCUGCUGGAGUUUGUGGACGUGAACUUAAACGUGGUCUGAAGAAGAAGUUCCAGAGAGUGUUUGAGGGCAUCGCUAAAGCAGGACAGAAGACCCUCCUGAAUGAGAUCUACACAGAGCUGUACAUCACAGAGGGAGGGACUGCAGAGGUCAAUGAUGAACAUGAGGUCAGACAGAUUGAAGCAGCAUCCAGGAAAGCAGACAGAGCAGAAAGAAGCAUCAGAGCAGAAGACAUCUUUAGAGGCUCACCUGGAAGAGAUGGACCAAUCAGAACAGUGAUGACAAAGGGAGUGGCUGGCAUCGGGAAAACAGUGUUAACACAGAAGGUGACUCUGGACUGGGCUGAAGACAAAAGCAACCAGGAUAUCCACUUCAUGUUUCCAUUGACUUUCAGAGAGCUGAAUGUGGUGAAAGAGAGAAAGUUCAGCUUGAUGGAACUUGUUCAUCACUUCUUCAGAGAAACCAAAGCAGCAGGAAUCUGCAGCUUUGAACACUUUCAGGUUGUGUUGAUCUUUGACGGUCUGGAUGAGUGUCGCCUUCCUCUGGACUUCCACAACAAUGAGGUCCUGACUGAUGUUAGAGAGUCCACCUCAGUGGAUGUGCUGCUGACAAACCUGAUCAGGGGGAAUCUGCUUCCCUCUGCUCGCCUCUGGAUAACCACACGACCUGCAGCAGCCAAUCAGAUCCCUCCUGACUGUGUGGACAUGGUGACGGAGGUCAGAGGGUUCACCGACCCACAGAAGGAGGAGUACUUCAGGAAGAGAUUCAGAGAUGAGGAGCAGGCCAGCAGCAUCAUCUCCCACAUGAAGAAGUCACGAAGCCUCCACAUCAUGUGCCACAUCCCAGUGUUCUGCUGGAUCACUGCUACAGUUCUGGAGGAGCUGCUGAGAAGCAGAGAGGGAGGAGAUCUGCCCAGAACCCUGACUGAGAUGUUCAUCCACCACCUGGUGGUUCAGGCCAAAGUCAAGAAGGUCAAGUAUGAUGGAGGAGCUGAGACAGAUCCACACUGGAGUCCAGACAGCAGGAGGAUGAUUGAGUCUCUGGGAAAACUGGCUUUUGAUCAGCUGCAGAAAGGAAACCUGAUCUUCUAUGAGUCCGACCUGACAGAGUGUGGCAUCGAUAUGAGAGCAGCCUCAGUGUACUCAGGAGUGUUCACACAGAUCUUUAAAGAGGAGAGAGGGCUGUACCAGGACAAGGUGUUCUGCUUCGUCCAUCUGAGCGUUCAUGAGUUUCUGGCUGCUCUUUAUGUCCAUCAGACCUUCAUCGACUCUGAAAUCAACUUGCUGGAAGAACUACAACAAACAACCUUCAACAAACCUGAUCUAACAGGUUUCUACCAGAGAGCUGUGGACGAGGCCUUACAGAGUCCAAACGGACACCUGGACUUGUUCCUGCGCUUCCUCCUGGGUCUGUCACUGCCGACCAAUCAGAAUCUCCUACGAGGCCUGCUGACACAGACAGGAAGUAGCUCACAGACCAAUCAGGAAACAGUGGAGUACAUCAAGGAGAAGAUCAGUGAGAAUGUGUCUGCAGAGAGAAGCAUCAAUCUGUUCCACUGUCUGAAUGAACUGAACGAUGUUUCUCUAGUGGAGGAGAUCCAACAGUCCCUGAGAUCAGGACGUCUGUCCACAGAUGAACUGUCUCCUGCUCAGUGGUCAGCUCUGGGCUUCAUCUUACUGUCAUCAGAAGAACAUCUGGACGUGUUUGACCUGAAGAAAUACUCUGCUUCAGAGGAGGUUCUUCUGAGGCUGCUUCCAGUGGUCAAAGCCUCCAAGAAAGUUGUACUGAGUGGCUGUAAUCUGUCAGAGAGAAGCUGUGGAGCUCUGUCCUCAGUCCUCAGCUCCCAGUCCUCCAGUGUGACAGAGCUGGACCUGACUAACAACAACCUGCAGGAUUCAGGAGUGGAGAGUCUUUCUGCUGGACUGGAGAGUCCACACUGUAAACUGGAAGCUCUCAGGCUGUCAGGCUGUCUGGUCACAGAGGAAGGCUGUGCUUCUCUGGCCUCAGCUCUGAGCUUGAAGACCUCAAAUCUGAGAGAGCUGGACCUGAGCUACAACCAUCCAGGAGACUCAGGAGAGAAGAUGCUGAGAGCUAAAGUGGAAGAUCCACACUGUAGACUGGAAACACUGAGGUACAGACAGACAGACACUCUGAGGUACAGACAGACAGACACUCUGAGGUACAGACAGACAGACACUCUGAGGUACAGACAGACAGACACUCUGAGGUACAGACAGACAGACACUCUGAGGUACAGACAGACAGACACUCUCACUAAACUAUCAGCCUACCUCACAACAAAGAGUGGAAGCAGAAGAAUACUGUUAGCUCAGCUAUGCACCAUGACGGAAAGGAAGGGGAAACUGUUAGCCUAG